Fragaria vesca subsp. vesca is the source of this 1116-nucleotide messenger RNA. Its product is annotated as codeine O-demethylase-like. The transcript has 5 exons. The record is from RefSeq and is a predicted model, not a curated record. Lineage: Eukaryota; Viridiplantae; Streptophyta; Magnoliopsida; Rosales; Rosaceae. The coding region runs from base 1 to 1116 and encodes 371 amino acids.
AUGGCUAUACUUGAUGAUGAUAAUGCCUCAGUGAAGUUGUCCAUGAGUGUCCGAGAAAUGUCUGUCAAAGGUGUUGAACCACCCCCGGAAUAUAUUGUUAAGGAAGGCAUCUUUGGAGCUAUAGAGUCUUCUCCAGAAGUAGGCCAAAUCCCUAUCAUUGAUAUCAGUCUCUUCUCCACAUCAUCACAGGAUUCUGCGAAAGCGCAGAUUGAACUUGAGAAACUUAGAUCAGCACCAGGGCCAGUCCAAUCACUCAGCUCAUCAGGCUGCUUCCAGGCAAUUGGUCAUGGCAUUUCAAGUAGCUUUCUUGACAAGUUACGCGAAGCGUCAACAAAUUUCUUUGCACUUCCAGAGGAAGAGAAGCAAAAGAAUCCAGUGAAAGAGAAGAAAAAGCACUUCAAAGUAGCUCAUCGAACUGAAGGAUAUGCUCAUGAGGUCAAAGUCUCAGAGGAGCAAGUUCUUGACUGGGCAUACCGUCUUACUCUUCUAGCAUUUCCAGAAGAUCAAAGAUGCCUAGAUCUUUGGCCAGAAAAUCCAAACAACUUUCGAGAGGUGUUACAUGAAUAUGCAACAAAGUUAAAUCUCAUGACGGCUGUUCUGUUUAAGGCCAUGGCGAAAUCGUUGAAUUUAGAAGAGAACAGCUUUGCAGAUCAGCUGUUUGGUGAACAAGCUUUGAUGACAGUAAGAUUCAACUUCUAUCCUAAGUGUUCAAGACCUGAUCAGGUGCUUGGUGCAAAACCACAUACAGAUGGAUCAGGAAUAACACUUCUGUUGCAAGACAAAGAAGCAGAAGGUCUUCAAGUUUUGGUGGAUGGCAAAUGGGUUAGAGUCCCCAUUGUGCCUGAUGCUAUAGUUGUUAACCUUGGUGAUCAGAUGCAGAUUAUGAGUAAUGGUAUAUUCAAGAGUCCAAUGCACAGGGCUGUGACCAAUACAGAAAGGAUGAGGUUGUCUGUGGCCUCGUUUAACGAACCAGAUCCUGAAAGUGAGAUUGGUCCAGUGCAGAAACUGAUAGAUGAGGCAAGGCCAAGACUGUACAAGAAUGUCAAGAAUUAUGGUCUCAUCAACUACCAAUGCUAUCAGGGAGGACAAAUAGCACUUGAAACAAUGAAGAUAUAA